AGACGCCGUAAUCUAGAGAUAUGAAAUCUAUACUUUAACCAUUGCCCUGAGAUAAUUCAUCACUUCUGUUUGCUGAACUCGACCGGCUCAAAGGGCGACUGCCGAUGCCACUAUUUGGCUCCAUCGAUCGCUCAAUGAUCAGUGCACAUAGCGAAUUAGCGAAAGAACGGUCAUUCUAAAGGUGACACUAUCAUGCGAUCUUCUGCGAUCCUACGAAAACUCCCCGCUUUGCCUCCCAAGGCGGACUGGUCAAAACAUUUUCCUCUCACCGCCUUCAAUGUCGUCAACCGUCUCAGCUCGUAUGGCGGCAACAAGUCUGGGAAAAGAACAAAUGUAGUUGACCCCGCUCUGGCGGAGGAGAUCGUUCAUAGCCUGGAUAUCGGCAAGGCGACUCAUGUGGUUGAAGCGUAUCCUGGCAUGGGUGGUCUGACAAGGGCUCUCUUGUCACAACCGCCUUCCAUCGUCACCAAAGUCACAGCGGUUGAACCGGCAGCUCCAUUCAGGAAGAGUGGCCUAGGAACCCAAGAACCGGAUGAAUAUCUCAGCAGGGAGGAACGAGUUGGACAAGCUUGGAAACAGCUCACAAUCAAGGAUCGUAUCAGCAGAUCGGAGCAUGCUGCUUUGCAAAGCAGCAUGCUCGAUGACCGCGAGAAUCCUCUGGAGCCGGGAAACCUGCCGAAUUGUGAAGAGGACGAGGAUAUUGACAGUAUGCUCGAGCAUACGUCGGAUUCGAGUCAUUCUCCAGCCGGCGUAGUGACCGACAAAAAAGGGUUUGGUCUUCUCGAACAACUCAGAAACGAGGCUGUCGAUCCACAUGGCAGGUCUGCACCAAGUGAUUCAAACCCGCUGAAUACCUCUAGCCUGAAGCACUCAAAGUCCCCCGACCGGCCACCUGACUUCUUGACGAUCUGGCCAUCUUCCCUUGAUGAUCGGCUGGACGUCAUCGACGAUACGCUGUAUGAUUGGGCAACAUUCACAAAGCUCGACCAAAUGCAUAUCUUCCAGGACGUCGAAGCCAAGCCUUGGAAUGAAGCAUCCCCAAAUCUCCGAUUCGUGGCACAGAUACCAGAGUCGGACCUCGGUGAACAACUGGUCGCGCAAUGGAUAGGCUGCAUAGCGAACCAGAGCUGGUUCUUCAAGUAUGGCAGGGUCCAGCUUAGUCUUAUCGUGAGGCCUACACUGUAUGAUCGAUUGACAGCUCUACCCGGAACAAAAGCCUACUGCAAACUAUCGGUCAUGCGAGCCGCAUUGUGUGACUACAGGCCGGCGACAGACAGCUACCUUAAUCUCAGUCUCCAGGACACCAUGUCCGAAGUCCAGCUAUCGCGUUUGCAACGCUUAGAUCGAGAAAAGCUUGUGCCUCGCCCGCUCACGCUAGUCGCCGGAGCGGGAGCUGGCGUGAGCAAAGUCAAAGGAAUGUCAAUAGGCAAAUCGAAUUUGACGGAUAUUCUGGCCCGCUACCCAGAUUUCGCACCUUUACCGGCGAAGAAAAGCUUGAAUCAGGACCCCCUGCUAGACAGAGGGAAGCAGGAGUCUCUCAGCGAUUGCUAUUAUCCAAAGCUCAAACGUAACAAGCGCGAAGGAUCCCGCCCCGGCAUGAUGGCUCUGACUCUGCAGCCCAAAAAAACUCCUUGGAUAGACAAGUACUCUAAGGACGUAUGGGAUUACGUCCUCAGGCGGAUGUUCGUGAUGCAGGGAAGCGUUUUGGAGAUGGCGAUCAAGAACCUUGGUCUGGGAGCAACAAAUCUGCUGCCACAGUUAAUCAGCGAUAAAUUGCCGCCUGAGCAAAAGGUCGACCCUACCAAGCUUGUUCGCGAGUUUAGUCUACAGGACUGGUCCAACAUCGUUCGCGCAUUCUCCAACUGGAAAUUCGCACCGGAUGUAUUACUCUUAGGCAGCGUAACUCAGGCGGAAGAGGGCUCUUCGCGCAUGUUGGGCUCGGGCAUGUGAUGUGUAGAUCGCGUUUGCAAGUAAGAUUCGUAUAGGCGAUACCAUGUCUCAAGCACAAGAGUCCACCUAUAUACUAUGAAAAUGUCUGCCCACAACUUGCGAGUUGCGUGUUGUAUCAUAGAUUCAUCAAGUUCUUAGUAAACCGUUUUGUCAGAUAGGAUGGGG
Molecule: messenger RNA, 2115 nt
Organism: Filobasidium floriforme
Lineage: Eukaryota; Fungi; Basidiomycota; Tremellomycetes; Filobasidiales; Filobasidiaceae
Exons: 7
Coding region: 193-1950 (585 amino acids)
Biological process (GO): transcription initiation at mitochondrial promoter
Cellular component (GO): mitochondrial DNA-directed RNA polymerase complex; mitochondrial matrix
Molecular function (GO): mitochondrial transcription factor activity
Source: RefSeq, a predicted model, not a curated record